Fulvia fulva is the source of this 2460-nucleotide messenger RNA. Its product is annotated as tRNA ligase 1. Gene Ontology annotation, cellular component: nuclear inner membrane. NCBI's taxonomy places the organism in Eukaryota, Fungi, Ascomycota, Dothideomycetes, Mycosphaerellales, Mycosphaerellaceae. The coding region runs from base 1 to 2460 and encodes 819 amino acids. The transcript has a single exon. Gene Ontology annotation, molecular function: ATP binding; GTP-dependent polyribonucleotide 5'-hydroxyl-kinase activity; RNA ligase (ATP) activity. Gene Ontology annotation, biological process: tRNA splicing, via endonucleolytic cleavage and ligation. The record is from RefSeq and is a predicted model, not a curated record.
AUGGCAUACCGCGAUGAAGCGCCGUAUCGGCCUCAAGAUGUGCAGGAAGUGGCUGAAAUGCUCCGAGCACUUGAAGGCAACAAAGGUAAAGGCAAAUCCAAGGGUGCAUUCUCGACCAAGAAGAAUACCUUCGAGGUAGCCGGGACCGACAUCACUGUCGACUCGUGGAAGAUGCAAGAAUGGGACUACAAGAAGCCGCACCUGCCAACAUAUGCCCGAGGCUUGUUCACAACCCGGACUCGCAAGGGCCAACCGGAGAUCGCCACCAGAGGAUACGACAAGUUCUUCAAUCACGGAGAGGUUCGGGAGACCGAGUGGCAGAACGUAGAGCAGAACACACGUGGACCUUACGAAUUGAGCGUCAAGGAGAACGGGUGCAUCAUUUUCAUUUCAGGCCUCGAGGACGGAACACUCUUGGUAUGUAGCAAGCACUCAACUGGAUCUCGAGGAGACACGGAGACGAGCCACGCACAAGCUGGAGAGAGGUGGGUCGAGCGCCAUCUUGCCAGUGUUGGGAAGACCAAGCAGGACUUGGCCAUGAAGCUGCGACAGAUGAACGCCACUGCUGUUGCAGAACUUUGCGACGAUGAGUUCGAGGAACACGUCCUUGCAUAUGCUCCAGAGACUGCCGGACUCUAUCUGCAUGGCAUCAAUCUGAAUCUGCCAGAGUUUGCAACAUAUCCACAUCACCUCGUCGACCAGUUCGCAGACGAAUGGGGUUUCAAGAAGACGCAAUAUGUCAUCAAGGACAACAUCCACGAAGUCAAAGACUUUCUCGACAAGGUCGCGGAGACUGGCAACUACGAAGCUCGCGAUACUGAGGGCUUCGUCAUACGCUGCCAAUCAAAAGCGAAUACCAACGUCUGGCACGAUUGGUUCUUCAAGUACAAGUUCGAGGAGCCUUACCUGAUGUAUCGACAGUGGCGCGAGUGUACUAAGGCUAUCAUCGGCGGCCGUGAGACCAAGUACAAGAAGCACAAGCAAAUCACGGAGAAAUACAUCGACUUCGCUCGCAGGCAACUUCAUGGCAACCCGCAGCUUGCGAAGGAGUACAACCUGAACCAUGGCAUCAUCAAGAUGCGAGACGACUUCCUAGCUGAGGUCGGCCUGCGAGGCUACGACAUCAUCCGUCAGGAAGAGCAGCAAGGAGAAGUGUCAAACGACGCCGCGCAUCGAGACAUUAUUCUUGUUCCUGUGGCCACCAUCGGCUGUGGCAAGACCACCGUCGCUCUAGCCUUGUGCAAACUAUUUGGCUGGGGUCACAUCCAGAACGACAACAUCACCGUGAAGAGAGGCAAGCCUCAGGCAUUCGCCCAAGCAUGCGCACAGGAGCUAGUCGAACACUCUGCCAUGGUGGCAGACCGUAACAACCACCAACGAAGAGAGCGAAGACAGCUGAUCGAAGACGUCCAGAAGAUUGUCCCGAACACGCGCUUCGUUGCACUGCACUUCGUUCAUGAUCGCGGCAACUACAACAAUAUCCGAGCCGCUCUUCAAGAUCGUGUGUUGUCCAGAGGAGACAAUCACCAGACGAUCCACACCAGCAGGGGCGCGGGUGAGAUUAUUGGCAUCAUGGAAGGCUUCCUGCAUCGCUUCGAGCCAGUCAACCCCGAGGCAGAACCCGACGAUGCUUUCGACACAGUCGUCGAUCUCGACCCAAUCUCGUCGUCUAGACAGAACCUAGAAACCGUCAUCUCGCGACUCUACACAGAGUACCCCAAGCUUUUUGGCGACCAGGACAUGCCAACUAGCGACGAUAUGGAUGCCGCCAUCGAAGCUGCCAUGCACGAUUACCAAGUCGACCUUAAGCACGAGAUCAAGGGUCGCGAUGACCGCGGCAAAGGCAACAAAAACUCGAACGCACAUCCCAACGCUGCGGCAAACGGCGCGGCGAAACCAAAGGAACGCAAGGUCGAGUACUUCGCCACACAACUACCUGCAGCUCGCGUGUCCUCUGUCCUCCAAGCCAUGUUCGCCGAUGCCCCAGCCGACGUUGCGAGAAUGUACAACACCCUGAAGAACCAGCGCCGCAUCCAGAGUGAAUUCCACGUUACCCUGAUCCACCGCGCAACAGCCAGCCAGCACGCAGAUCAAUGGGCACACCUCAACGACCUCCACACCAAAGCCUCAGCACCAACGCCAUCCCGAGACUUUGUGCUCCCGGAUGCAAAGAUCGGCACGAGCAAGGUCCGCCUGGAGCGCCUGGUGUGGGACGACAGGAUCAUGGCGUUUGUGGUUCGUCUCAGCCCUGCUGAGGGUAGCACGGAGCUGUUCAAUUCUGUGAACCAGACUGCGCACGUCACAGUCGGCACGGCAUCGCCGGAUGUCAAGCCUAAGGAGUCGAAUGAUUUGCUCGCUCGGUGGUUGCGGGAGGGGAGUGGGCAGAAUGGGAUUUAUGAGAUGACUGUUAAGGGGAAUGUUGAGCUUGAGGGAGUGGUCAAGGGGGUACUUUCGAGGUGA